Beta vulgaris subsp. vulgaris (sugar beet) is the source of this 2456-nucleotide messenger RNA. Its product is annotated as putative wall-associated receptor kinase-like 16. Gene Ontology annotation, cellular component: plasma membrane. The coding region runs from base 129 to 2393 and encodes 754 amino acids. Gene Ontology annotation, biological process: cell surface receptor signaling pathway; protein phosphorylation. The record is from RefSeq and is a predicted model, not a curated record. Gene Ontology annotation, molecular function: calcium ion binding; polysaccharide binding; protein serine/threonine kinase activity. The transcript has 3 exons. NCBI's taxonomy places the organism in Eukaryota, Viridiplantae, Streptophyta, Magnoliopsida, Caryophyllales, Amaranthaceae.
UUUGAAUCCUUCACUAUGUCUCAGGCCAAAUCAAACGUACACCACCACUCAACACUUAACUAGCGUCCAUAUAUACACAAUUUGAUCAUCCUGCUCAAAACGCGAGUCCAAUUACUUUUACGCAUCUCAUGGAGCAUUCAAGUAAUACACUUCUUACAAUUGUACUACUUUGGGUUUUAACACCAUUCGUCUUAGGAGAUGAAGUGGUACCACGGCAAGUCCUCAAGCCAUACUGUUCACACACUUGUGGAAACGUUAGCAUUCCAUAUCCAUUUGGUAUUGAAGAUGGGUGCUAUUACUUUGUGGAUAAUAACUAUGAUUACAAAUUCGUUUGUAAUGAUACUUAUACUCCACCAAGACUAAUACUUGGUAGAAAUUUGGAGGUGUUGAAAGUUUCACUAGAAGGUGAACUAACCAUUAACAAUCCCGUUUGUUAUGAUUGUUACCAUAACUCAAGCCAAGGCCAGCUCCUUAAAACCAUAUUUUGGAGCUGGGUAAACCUGGCGACCUUUACUAUUUCUAGCACGAAAAACGUAUUAGUUGCCAUCGGCUGCGAUACCAAUGUCUGGUUUACCGGGUUUCGACAUGGAAGACCAUAUUACACAGGCUGCAUGACUCAAUGCGCCAACUUAAACGAUGUUGCUGAUGGUGCCUGCAAUGGGAUUGGUUGCUGCCAAAUUGCGCUUCCUGAAGGAGUUUCGAACAUUACAACAAAUGUUUCAAGUUUUUCGAAUCACAGAUUUGUGCCUUUUAAUCCUUGUAGUUCUGCGUUUCCUGUUGAGAUAGAAACAUUCAAAUUUUAUCAAAGGAAUUUGAGUCAGGACUUAAACUAUUACCGUAGUAAUGAAAUAAAGCUGCCAGUAAUCUUCAAUUGGAAAGUUGGAAGAAACAGUUGUUCAGUUGCUAAAGCACACAGGAAUUACAUGUGUACGGAAAACACAGACUGUUAUGAUUCAGAGUAUGAAGUUGGCUAUCGUUGCAAAUGCAAAGAUGGUUAUUCCGGAAAUCCUUACCUUUCUCAAGGUUGCACAGAUGUUGAUGAGUGUAAGAAUAAUGAUACAAAUGAUUGUGAAAAGCCAGAGUAUUGUUUCAACAUUAAUGGAGGCUACAACUGUCACUGUCCAGAGGGCUACCAUGGCAAUGCGACGAUGACUGAUCGUUGUGUAUCUAAUAGGAAAGCUUGGUUCACACCGGUUCUCGUCACUGCAGGCAUUGGUGGUGGCAUCAUAGCUUUGCUUCUGACUGUGUUUCUCUUGCAUUGGCAACAUGGGAAGAAAGAAAUCAAGAAAAUGCGAGAAAAACUUUUUCGGGAAAAUGGUGGCAUGCUUUUACAUCAAAAACUCUCUGGACAAGAUGAUGAUAUCCUAAAAUUUUUUACUAUAGAAGAUCUUGAAAAAGCUACCGAUAACUAUAACAACGUAAAUAUAAUAGGACGAGGAGGCUUUGGCAUUGUUUACAAGGGUACUAUGCCAAAUAAUCAAGUUGUCGCAAUAAAGAAAUCCAUCAAGGUGGAUCCUAAACAAGCUGAGCAAUUCGUCAAUGAAGUUCUUGUAUUAUCAAAAAUCAACAAUAGAAAUGUGGUCAAGUUAUUAGGUUGUUGUCUAGAAGAUGAAGUACCACUAUUGGUGUAUGAAUUCAUCAGCAAUGGGACUUUAUAUGAGCACUUACAUGAAGCAGUCUGUGCGUCCAUUCUAACAUGGUCGAUGCGCUUAAAGAUCGCAUUAGAUGUUGCUGAUGUGUUGUCUUAUCUACACAACACAAUCUCACCACAAAUUAUUCAUAGAGAUAUGAAGUCGAUGAACAUAAUGUUAGAUGAAAGUUACACUGCUAAAGUAACGGAUUUUGGAGCUUCAAGGUUGGUUCCAUUAGACCAAGGCCAAUUGGCGACGAUGGUGCUAGGAACUUGGGGGUACUUGGAUCCUGAAUAUAUGCAAACGAGUGAUCUAACGGAAAAGAGUGAUGUUUAUAGUUUUGGUGUUGUCUUGGUGGAGCUCUUAACGAGGAAAAAGGCAAUAUCUAAUGAUAGAUCCGAAACUGAAAAAUGUCUCGCGAUGCACUUCCUUCUUAAGAUGAAAGAAGGCCGCUUGUUGGAUAUUCUUGAUAAAAACAUAGUUAAUGAUGGUACUAUUGAGCAAAUACAACAAGUGGCUAAUCUAGCCAAAGGGUGUUUGAUGUUAAAAGGAGACGAUAGGCCUACCAUGAAGGAAGUUUCCAUUGAGCUAGAGACAAUUAAAAGUAAGGGUUCACAUCCGUGGAAUAACAAUGAUGCACAAUUUGAAGAAGAUUGUCAAUUGUUGCUUGGAGGAAAUUCAGGAUCAGGUGCUGGUGGUUGUAGCAGUGGAAUUGAUUCAGACUUGUACAAUCCACAUUCACCUCUAGGAAGUGGCAGGUAAUUACAGAGCUAAAGUGUUGGUCUUAUAAACUAUAAAUUGAUGGUAUAAUUUGAAAUUCAUCAA